Messenger RNA from Salvia hispanica, 1608 nucleotides. Its product is annotated as protein IQ-DOMAIN 19-like. NCBI's taxonomy places the organism in Eukaryota, Viridiplantae, Streptophyta, Magnoliopsida, Lamiales, Lamiaceae. The record is from RefSeq and is a predicted model, not a curated record. Gene Ontology annotation, molecular function: protein binding.
CAUUGCAGGCGACUCAAUCUCUAAAAACUUAGUCAAUCACAAAUUACGUGUUUCUUAUACUUAUAUAGCUGCACCUUCCAUUCCCUUUUCUCUAACUUAGGGAACUAACUCAACGGUUGAAGCAGCAUGGGGAAGGCAAGCAAAUGGAUUAGAAAUUUAUUCAUGGGUAAAAGGGAAGACAAGCCCAAGGCUUCAUUUCCACCUGAGACCACCUCCACAUCAACGUCAUUGGCCAUAAUGGUGGCCACCACCCCUAAAGUGAGAAGGAGAUGGAGUUUCAAAAGACCGCCCUGCGCCAAACCCAUCACUCACAAAACCAGCAAGUCGUUCGACUCAAUCUACAUGCCCAACCAACUAGUGGACUGCGAGUCUCACCAGCCGUUAAAUGCAAAUGCAAAUGCAGCUGCCACCAGAAUACAAGCUGCCUAUCGUUCUUAUUUGGCGAGGAGAGCACUGUGGGCGCUGAGAGGGCUGGUGAAGUUACAAGCCUUGGCAAGGGGUUACUUGGUGAGGAAACAAAUGAAUACCGUACUAAGGUCCAUCCACGCUGUGAUGGCGAUUCAAGUUAGAGCCCGGAUUCAAAGGAUCCAAAUGGGGGAGGAACCACCUGUCGUCGUGGGAAGGAGAAGGUCUUACACAGGACCAUCAUCCGCAUCUGAUAGACAGCUUGGAAAGGAAAUUAGUGGGAAUACAUGUGAUGGGAACAUUCUAGCAACAAGCAGAUGUUUAAGAAGCAGAAGCGGGCGUGUGUAUCAAGUACCUGGUGAGAGAGUUGAGUAUGGGUCGAGAAUAUAUAGCUCUGGUCGCCAUUCAGUCUCUCAAAGAGAAUAUCAGCUGAAAACGAGUCCCAGUCCAUCAACACUGUCCUUCACAGAUUCAAGCUCCACAACCUGUGAUGGCCAACUAGAGGAAUUUUCACUAAAAAUGGCAAGAAGAAAUUCAAGACGAUACUCUGCUAGCCCAGAAAAUAAGAAUACAUUCAUACCAUCUUCACAGAGCCAAGAUCAUAUGCCCUCUAACUCCACUUUGUUUCCAAACUACAUGACCAAUACAAAAUCAUCACAAGCCAAGGCUAGAUCACAUAGUGAACCAAGGCAGCGCCCUAAGCAGAAAGGCAGGAGAUCAUCAUCCAUGGACGCGAAAAAUGAUAAACAAAAUGAGUACCCUUGGCUUAGCAAGCUGUAUCGUUCUGACAAAUCCACUGAUGAAGGAGACUGUGAUUCCACUACAGAUGCAAUGGCUGUUCUCUCCAAACAUAUGAUGUCGUUAGUCCAAUUUGAAGGGCCUCCCAUGAAUUUGUAUUGAUGCUUCAGCUUAGUGGUCAAGAGUGCGAUUCUAGAAAUCAAAAUGAGAGAUUAGCAGAAAGUCAGUCGCAAGCAUGGAGAUCAUGAACUACGUCCAGAUUGUGGCCCCUGCCUAUUCCAUUAUGCAGAUCCUAUGCUUUUUUCAAUUCUUUAGCUUCUUUUUGGACUAGAAGUAGAUGGUCUGAUAAUUUCCAUUAGCCACUAAGACUAGAAAUAAUUCAUUUAUGACAUGAUUAUUGAAGUAUAACAGAAGAUAAACAUAUGUUCGGAUUUGUACGUAGGGGCAGCCUGAACUUUCAGAGUA